Messenger RNA from Platichthys flesus (European flounder), 963 nucleotides. Its product is annotated as olfactory receptor 4B13-like. The transcript has a single exon. Gene Ontology annotation, cellular component: membrane. Lineage: Eukaryota; Metazoa; Chordata; Actinopteri; Pleuronectiformes; Pleuronectidae. The record is from RefSeq and is a predicted model, not a curated record. Gene Ontology annotation, biological process: G protein-coupled receptor signaling pathway. Bases 1 to 963 code for a protein of 320 amino acids. Gene Ontology annotation, molecular function: olfactory receptor activity; G protein-coupled receptor activity.
AUGGAAAACUGCACGGAUUCCUUUUACUUCAAGUUUACCAUGUUUGUGAACAUCGGAAGCUACUACUAUGUUGCCUUUGUCUUUUCCCUCCUGCUCUACAGCUUCAUCGUCUCUGCCAAUCUGGUCAUAAUACUGGUGAUCUCACGGGAGAGGUCGCUGCACGAGCCCAUGUACAUGUUCAUUGCCUUGUUGUCUAUCAACUCUCUGUGCGGCUCCACUGGUUUCUUCCCCAGAUUCCUCAUGGACCUUGUGUCUGAUUCUCACUUGAUCUCACGUCCAGCCUGUUUCACUCAGAUCUAUGUUAUUUACAUGUACGGUUGCUGUGAGAUGACCAUUCUGGGCAUCAUGGCUUAUGAUAGAUACGUCGCUGUGUGUCAGCCUUUGCAUUAUCACAGACAGAUGACUUCUAGAACAGUUUUUAACUUGAUGGUAAUUGCUUGUUUUUUUCCUAGUUUGUUCGUCACAGCGAUCAUCUCUCUGUCUGCCGUGCUCCCUCUUUGUGGUAAUGAGAUACAAAGGGUGCAUUGUGCUAACUGGAAUGUUGUGAAAUUAUCAUGUGUCCCCACCUCAGUCAACAACACUGUAGGUUUGCUUCUAACAAUAAGCAUAGUUUUCCUUCCUCUUUUGUUUGUGCUCUACACCUAUUUACGAAUUGUGGUUGUUUGCUGGAAUAAAUCUGCAGAAUUCAAAAGGAAAGUUUUACAGAGCUGUCUGCCACACAUAGUUUCAUUCGUGAUUUACUCCAUUGUGGGAUUUUGUGACAUCGCCUUGAGCCGGUAUGAUCCCGAUGAGCUCAACCCAUUCGUGGCUGUGAUCCUGUCGCUGGAAUUUGUCGUCAUUCCUCCAGUUCUGAAUCCGCUUGUGUACGGGCUGAAGUUACCAGAAAUCAGACGACACAUUGUACGGAUGAUUCCAUGGAAUAAGCGAAAAUCAGUUAGAACCACACCACAGCUUGUUACAUGA